GCCCCUGACCACCUCCAGAUAGCAGUCGCGGUGAAAUGCGACGCAGCAUCCGCACAUUGCAUGCCUAAUAAAUGAUUAGACUUGAUGGAACUAUUAGCUGUUAUGAAAGUCCUUUGCACAGGAGAAUGCCCAUAUAUGGUAACCAGAGCAUCCGAUGCUGUUGCUGGAAUCUGGAAUGUCUGACUCUAACCCGGGAAUGGAUUCGAUAGCGCAAAAAAUAAAGAAUUCUCAGAAGAGGCGAGCAGCAAAAAUGCCGGGCACGGUGUGUUAGAGGCAAGGACGUAAGUUAGCACCGAUGCCUUAAACGUUGCGGUGCUGUUCCUAAAGCGCUGUUGCAGGUUCGGGUGCAUUCCGAUUCUUGUAAUUCCUAUCCCUGCGACCGGGAAGCAUGGACCGGUGUUAACCCACCCGCUGCAGUGCAGCUGCAGAACAAUUGUCACCCGAGUUGAAGUCAAACCAUUCGGAGGUUCGGAAGACCUAUUUAGCAAGUCCCCCGAGGCAGGAUUUGUUGUUCUGAGCUCACCGCAGCCGGCAGCUUUCCUCCGAGGGAUGAGAGUGGAAUUGGGGUUGUAAAACGGAGGGAGGCUCGGAGUGUUCCAGCACGAGCAAUGCAGACUGAACACAAAGGGAGAUAAAUGAUCUUGACAUGAUUCCCGCAACACCCUGGGAUUGCAGCCAUUGAAGGGUAUGAAAUUUAUCUUUGGUUGCCAUUGUUAAAGGAGUUCGAGAGUACCAACCAAGCAGCAACUCCCCACUUAAAUUGGAUUAGAAAUGAAUGUGCGAGAGAGGGAAAAGACAGGAAGAGGUGGUUCUCAGUCUUUCUACUGCCGCUGCCACAGUCCUCAUUUUCAGGGCUGCUCAAUGAUACCGAGGCUGCCAAUACAGUGUAAUCCUGAAGAAUGAACAGAAACUGCUUACUUUAUUAACACAAUGAAGGGGUAUAAUGGGAGUCGGAGCCAGUUGCAACAUUCUUCUCUGCACACGUGCCACUGUAUGCCCGAGGAUUGUGAUCACUCUCAUGAUUAUUUGCACCAUAGCCAGGAUCCUCGGCAGUCUUACUUGCUCAGCCCUACAGACUCCUGCUCAAUGGACCAUCACUACUGUGUAUCGAGGGGGACCAUGUCCUCCGAAUGUGCCGGCGCACCGGUCAGCCUGAACGAACAGAUGUCCUCCAGCAGCACCUUCCCCAGGAUGCACCACAACCCGCAGUACGAGUCCUGCGAUGACUGCAUGGCGGCCACCCACACUGCCAGCAAGAUCAACCGGCUCCCCGCCAACCUGCUGGACCAAUUCGAGAAGCAGCUUCCCCUCCACCACGAUGGGUUCCACACGCUCCAGUACCAGCGGGCAAGCUCAGCAGAGCAGCGAAGCGAGAGCCCCAGCAGGAUCCGGCACCUGGUCCAUUCCGUGCAGAAGCUCUUCGCCAAGUCUCACUCUCUGGAGGCGCCCUCCAAAGGGAACGUGAACGGGACGAAGGCGGAGGGGAGGGGAGGCAGCGAUGGCUACCAUCACCAUCAGCACCACCGGCACCAUCAGCACCACCACCAGUCGAGGUCAACAAAAAGGAGCAAGAGCAAGGAGCGCAAGUCGGAGUCCAAGCACAGAGCCAAGAUAACUGGCUGGUGGAGCUCUGAUGACAACCUUGACAGUGACAGCAGUUACAUGGUGACUGCUGGCUCCAGUAGGCACUCUAUGGACCAGACAACCCAGUACUGUACAGAACCCAUUGAAAGUGCCUUCAGAGAUUUGACCCUGAAGAGUUUAAAAAGCAGCAGCGAGGGGAAGUGUUUAGCCUGUGCGGCCAUGCCGAUGAUGGCUGACUCACAGCACGCGAAAAGGAGCGCAUGGUCCACCAUGACAGUUAGCCAAGCCAGAGAGGCCUAUCCUAGCUCAAGCCUGAACCAAGACAAGUCAUCAGUACUACAGGAUAUCAAGGCACAAGAAAGAGCUUAUCAUUAUCUUCAGGUGCCUCAGGAUGAAUGGAGUAGUGGGUACCCAGGAGUAAACAAGGACGGGGAAAUCCCUUGUCGGCGAAUGCGCAGUGGCAGCUACAUCAAAGCAAUGGGGGAUGACGAAAGUGGAGACUCGGACGCAAGCCCAAAGAUGUCACCAAAGGGAGCUGCUCAGCACGAGAACUACCUGAAAUCAGUCUCUGCAGGGAGCGGCAGUGAGAAGGGUCGCUCAAAGUUCAGUUGCAAACACUGUUCUGACCCUUACAUAUGCAGUCAUUCCCAUCUGCAAGGACAAACCGCAAUGAACUACAGCCUGGAUAACCUGCACCGGUCUAGUCUUCGUACUCCCUCUAAACUUCCAUCCAGGAGUCAGGGCUACGGUCGGAUACUCAGUGCCAACAAUCAGGUUGAUAAUGCUGAUUUGAACAGGCCCUUCGAAGUGGUGUGUGAGUCGGUCUUCGGUGAAGUGGAAUCACAGGCUGUGGAGGCUCUCGAUCUGCCUGGUUGUUUUCGCAUGCGAAGCCACAGCUACCUUCGUGCCAUUCAAGCUGGCUGCUCACAGGAUGAUGACUGCUUGUCUGUAUUUUCUAUAUCGGCACCCAUGAUGCCUACUACAAGUGUCAGUGCUAUUAAACCUAGUGCAUCAUUUAAUUAUAAGAAAGCUCCUCCAGUUCCUCCGCGAAUGGCUACAAAACCAAUUAUUUCAGUGACAGCCCAGAGCAGUACAGAGUCAACCCAGGAUGCCUACUUUCAGAAUGAGGUGAACCGGCCCACUUCCUGGUCAAAAGACAUUAAAUCCCAGUGCAAUUCGAUGGACAGUCUCGACAGUACCAAAGCACUGAACCUGGCCUUGGAAUCCUUCGCCCCGAGUCGUUCUUCAAUGAAGAGCUCCGAGGGAACUGGAAUGAAUAAAAGCGCCCUGAGUCGCGAUGAGCCAAAGCUACAGCCACGCCAAAGAAAGUGGCGGUCGUCUGUCGGGAUACAGGUGGAUAGUUCAGAGACUAUGACUGAUUCUGACACAGACAGUAAAGGCCUUCGAGAAUUCCAUUCUAUUGGGGUGCAGGUUGAAGAUAACAAACGACAUGCCAGGUUUAAGCGUUCGAACAGUGUGACAACAAGUGUUCAGGCUGAUCUUGAAUUGGAAGGCAUCCCUGGGGUGUGCGUGAGCACAGAGGACAAGGGCUUCCAGUUCAGCCAGCCAUUCGAGCGGCAUUCCUCGGAGCCAGAGCAGUCCAACGAGUACACGUCAUUCAGAACUGUUCACACGCAAGGACAGUGGGCGUACAGGGAUGAUUACCGGAUGCGGUAUGACAGUGCCGACGCCCAGCGCCAGGACCACUGGGGAGAAUCCAGCGUUCACAACCACCCAGAUCCGGGCAGAGUGUCUCCGUGCCACAGAGACGGCGACUGGUUUAUCAAGCUCCUGCAAGCCGAGGUAGAACGACUGGAAGGUUGGUGUCAGCAGAUGGAGAGGGAAGCUGAAGAGAAUGACUUACCUGAGGAGGUGCUUGAAAAGAUCCGCAGUGCAGUGGGCAGCGCCCAGCUUCUUAUGUCACAGAAGUUCCAGCAGUUUUAUCGACUUUGCCAGCAGAAUAUGGACCCGAAUGCUUUCCCUUUGCCAACCUCCCAGGACCUAGCAGGGUUCUGGGACCUCUUACAACUGUCAGUCGAGGAUGUGACAUUGAAAUUUGAUGAGCUUCUGCAGAUAAAGGCCAAUAACUGGAAAUUGGUGGAACCUUCAGAUAGAAAGGAUGAACUGAAGAUGCCCCCUCCUAUACCAAAGAAACCACCGAAGGGAAGGUUAUCCCAGGCACGGGAGAAGUCAUUGGAACUUGCUGACAAGCAGAGGCAAGAAGCAAGGAAACGGCUCAUGGCUGCCAAGAGGGCAGCCUCAUAUCGGCAAAACUCUGCCACGGAGAGUGCGGAUAGCAUCGAGAUCUACAUCCCUGAGGCUCAAACCAGGCUUUGAAAUCACACCCCACCAUUUGGAAGGAGCCUGUCUUUAACUUCAACUUCACUUCUCAUACUCAAGGGAAGAUGAAACCAGACUAUGGGCAUAAUUUGAAUCCGGCUGUCUGGUCUCAGCUCUAGCAAGCAUUAACAUUCCCCUUGUGUUCCUUUAUGUUGUCACGGUGGACCAAUUAUAUUUUCAGUUUUUAAAUGAAGCUGCAGUCUAAUAUAUUUUGUGCACAUGUUCUUUAUAAUGCACCUGAGCAUAAAGAAAAGUUACAAAGUAAGUUUGGGGCAUACCCAGGAAGCAUGAUGUUGUAAACGUCCCACAUUCAUUUUUUUUUAACUUUUGUUUCAAUAGGAAAUUACACUUCACCAGGACAUAACACCCGGUGAAGUUUUGUCACUCACCUUCAGUGUAAUUAACUUUCCAUUCUGGGACUUUGCCAGAGGUGUAUUCUUAAUGUAAUGCAUCUCAUAAAAACAUUUUGACUGUAGCUGAAUUUGUCUUAGGGAUUAGGUUUUUUUUAAAAAAGAGAUGUCAUACUUACACACAAAACUGUGAAAAGUCCAAUAACCAAAAUCCAAAUUUGCAAAUGGAAUGGUUUGGAAAGUGCUGAGUUCAGUUAUUCUACCACUCAGCAACUCUUAGUUGUUCAUCCAAGUAAAGGUUUUCAUUCGAGGACUGGGUGGCACGAUCGAUGGAAAAUUUAUCCUUUUACUUUUGUGACCUGGGUCUGAAUCUAGCUCAAGUGGACUGGAUUCACCUCAGCAACACUGUUUUUUUUUCUAAAUGUGACUUUGGUGGUAGAAGAUACAUGAGCAGGUGACAGAGUUGCCAAAAGCAGACAGUCCUUCUCUGCCGCUCUGUUCAUGGCCCCGAGGGAUAGGCUGAACGUAGUUCUCAGUAAGCAUGAGUCCACAGCACAAAACCUUGCCCAUACCUUGGCGCUCACUGCUGCUGAAUUGGUAGGCUAAGCUAAUGUGGAAAGCAAUAUAAUGCCAGGGCCAAGGGCUAGCGCUUCAGGGGCCCCAUAAACUUGUUGGGACAAUGUAGAGGAAGCUUUGCUGUCCAUCUGCCUGUGGGUAUAUUUGACCUGGGAGAGCUUAUACUGACAGCGGGUGAGAACAAAGAGGGAACAUGUUCCCUCGGCAACACUGUUAGUUCUCACUUGAGCACAAUAUUAUACUGAAAAAUGCAAUUUAAAAAAAAUUACCAUCCCCAAAUUUUCUGGUGAUAUCUGAUUUACCCUAGGCAAUGGCCCUUAAGAAUUAAGACUGGAGAGGUAAUGUUAAGAGCUGUAAUAUAUAAAGGGGAAAGGAUGCACCAAAAGCUGUAAUGGAAGCAAUGGAACAUGUUAGAAACAGGGAGAAUGGAUUGAAUUUUACAGUCAAUGUGUCCAGGCUGCUGCUGUGACAAUUUAUUCAUGGGGACAAAUAUUAGGCCCGUUUGCACAUGGAAGAAAUGGGAAAUGGUUGUAUUUGCAUGUUAAGGUAAUUCUGAUAUGCUGGGAUGCAUUGAUUGAGAAAAGUCUGUAUAUGCAGUUGGCCGCAUAAUGGCCAAAAUCAUUUGGGCUAAAUUUCAAAGGAAUGAAUGCACAUCGUUUUGAAAUUUCACACUACCAAGUGGCAUAUGAUAUUAAACAGCAUGGUUAGCAGGGUCCCUAAUGCAAUGUAAACACAAUUCCUGUGAAGGGAAUCAUGGGAGGAGCAGCCAGCAGAAGGAUCAUAGAGGUCCUAAUUGCCAAGACUGCUGCAGUUUUGAAUAGGUGAUAUUCUGCCUGGUGAUAAUGACUGGGCAACUAUUCUUACUGAUAAAACCGAUUUAUAUUAAAAUCUUUCAGAGAACAGUGCAGUCCUUGUCUGUAUUGGAAACCUUCGGCUAAUUCUUCUCUGACUUUUAUAUCUGUACAUCUGAAGCUGACAAGCGACUUGAGGCGAGUAGUGUUGACAACUGCCUUCUAUAUAUAAAAAGUUUUCUGCUGGUAGAGAAUCAUCAGUGGUUCUUCACGUACAUUCACUGUAUAGGUAGCUCUGAAGGACCUUCCUGCAGAUUUUGUACAAUAUAAUAGGGUACAACCAAUGUACCUGCAUAUGUUAUAAACUAGUUCUGAUCAACACUGCUUAAUAAAAGAUUUAUAAACAGAAUGCACUGGAAAUACUCAGUGGGGCAAGUAGUACUUGUGGUGAGCAAACCAGAGUUUUAGGGGUAGAAAUUUGACCCUACUGAAUGGGCUAAAUGUGUAAUAUAUCACCUUUAACUCUGCCUCUGAAAUUAGAUUCAUGAAGUCAUAGUGUCAUACAGCACGGA
Messenger RNA from Hypanus sabinus (Atlantic stingray), 6213 nucleotides. RefSeq names its product disks large-associated protein 2-like. The record is from RefSeq and is a predicted model, not a curated record. Gene Ontology annotation, cellular component: glutamatergic synapse; postsynaptic specialization. NCBI's taxonomy places the organism in Eukaryota, Metazoa, Chordata, Chondrichthyes, Myliobatiformes, Dasyatidae. The transcript is spliced from 14 exons. Bases 931 to 3921 code for a protein of 996 amino acids. Gene Ontology annotation, molecular function: molecular adaptor activity. Gene Ontology annotation, biological process: signaling.